Molecule: messenger RNA, 1603 nt
Organism: Pygocentrus nattereri (red-bellied piranha)
Lineage: Eukaryota; Metazoa; Chordata; Actinopteri; Characiformes; Serrasalmidae
Gene: cotl1
Product: coactosin-like F-actin binding protein 1
Exons: 4
Coding region: 313-741 (142 amino acids)
Biological process (GO): regulation of actin filament polymerization
Cellular component (GO): cortical actin cytoskeleton; plasma membrane; actin filament
Molecular function (GO): actin filament binding
Source: RefSeq, a predicted model, not a curated record
AGAGCACCCAGAUUCAUUUGAACAGCAGCAUGACUGACAAAUAUCACCAACGCCCAUAAACCGGCAGUAGGAAAUGAAUCGAGUAGUGAGAGUCGCCUCUUUCCCUGCAGCCCGCAGCUGAGAGCACAGACUCCCCACAGCUACUGCUAGCAUCGCUGCCCUUCUACGCUGUAACUAACUCUCGCCUGGCUCGUUUUCUGGGAUUUAACCUGCCCUUUCCCGCUGAUACACCCGUUACAGCCCUCCUCUUUCCUCUCCCUCUCGUUUUAUUCUCCCCCCAGCUUCUUUAUCUCUCCCUCAGCGCCCGUCAAAAUGGCAACACGGAUCGACAAAGAGGCUUGCAGAGAAGCGUACAACCUCGUACGAGACGAUACCACAGACAUUAACUGGGCCGCUUUUAAGUACGACGGCUCCAUGAUUGUUCCAGCAGGUCACGGAGUCGACUAUGCAGACUUCAAAAGUCUAUGUACAGAUGAUGUCCGUCUGUUUGGUUUUGUGCGGAUCACGACAGGCGAUGCGAUGAGCAAGCGGGCCAAGUUUACCCUCAUCACCUGGAUUGGAGAGAAUGUGAGCGGACUGCAGAGGGCCAAGAUCAGUACAGACAAAACACUGGUGAAAGAUGUUGUUCAGAACUUUGCUAAAGAGUUCAUGGUCAGCGACAUCCGGGAGCUGGAAGAAGACUACAUUCGUAACGAGCUGAAGAAGGCUGGCGGUGCCAACUACGAUGCCCAAGCGGAAUAGAGCCUGUCAGGGCGCACACAGAGGAAUGGGGUUGGGGGGGUCAUCAAAACUGGGUGAAAGGAAGGGGAAGACUUCAUCUCACACACCUCCUCAGACACAUGUACACAAACACAUGUAUGCGCACAAACAUACACGUUGAUACAUGCAUAUAUAUGUACACUUCUCAGUCCUUUCUCCAGUGGUCAUGGUUGAUUAUCUACUGUACUGUGCAUCAUCUCACUCUCAUCUCAGCCGGGCUGUGAGUGCGGACCUCAUUUUCUUCAGGGGUGGCUUUGUUUUGUAUGCGAACUGUAAUUAGACCCAUUUGACUUUGAAGUGAAGAAGCCUCUUUUUGGAUUUUGUUUGGACAUAACUGUGUCACAUCUAUAAUCAAUUACAGUUUCUUUCAUCUCACCAUUGGUUUUUAUUCCUCUUUUUUUCAAAUCUCACUCUCCCUGGUUACUUCCUUUUUACAGAGCACUGUGUUUACGGCCUCGAUCUCUCAUGGGGACAGGGGCAUCAUUGGAUGUAUGCUUAUGUGUGUAUGUGUGUAUGUGUUUGCAGACACUGCACUGUGACUCACUUAGUCUCCAGGUUGGGGUGAGAAUUGGGACACUUUCCAGCCCUCAAAGCAAUUUGCCAGGCUGUGUUUUUGUCACUCAACCCAGCGGUGGAGUAGCCAUUUCUCUGAGUGUAGCCUUUCUUUUAGUCAUUUAAAUUGAAAACCCCAAGAAUGUUUUUUACAGCAGUUUUUCAUUUACUUUUCAAAAUUAAUCUGUAAUUUUUUUUUUGGAAACAGAUGCCAUCUAUGAACCAUAAAAGACAGAAAAAUGAACAUGGGCACAAACAAUCAUUUCAGAAUAAAGUUUGUUUUCAAGAUGUG